AACAAAGAAAUAGUACUAGUAAGAAUCUCAAGUACUAGUGAACAUUCUUAAUUUUACUCCUAAUAGAAACAAAAGUUGACGAUUAGAGUCCAAGUCAGACACAGAACCCAAAACAACGAUCCAGAUCAUCACUCCCUCAUCCAAUCCAACGGCUCAAAGCCCCUCCACAAAAGAAACACUUAUCUACUAACAACGGCCUACAACGUUCCACGUGUCCACCACAUAAAUCCUUAUUAACCCAUCCAAUCCAACGGAUAUCACGUUCAUUCUUCCAUUUCCCUCCACUCUCAACUCCCCACCGGAGCCGCCGUCAAUGAGAGCGAGUUGAUGGCUGAUUCAGACAACGAGUCAGGAGGAGCACCGAACGCCGGUAACAGCGAGCUAUCACCUCGUGAACAAGACCGAUUCCUACCGAUAGCGAACGUGAGUAGAAUCAUGAAGAAAGCGUUACCUGCAAACGCGAAGAUCUCGAAAGACGCGAAAGAAACGGUUCAAGAAUGCGUCUCCGAGUUCAUAAGCUUCAUCACCGGCGAAGCCUCCGAUAAGUGUCAGAGAGAGAAACGAAAGACGAUCAACGGCGACGAUCUACUGUGGGCGAUGACUACGUUAGGAUUCGAAGAGUACGUUGAGCCUCUGAAGAUUUAUCUUCAACGAUUCAGAGAGAUCGAAGGUGAGAAAACCGUUGCGGCACGUGACAAAGACGUUGCUCCUUCUUCGUCUUCGUCUUCGGUUUUCGAAUACGGUGCUCCUCAGGUUGGAAUGAUCAUGCAGCAUCAGGGACACGUGUACGGCUCUGGUGGUUACCAUCAAGUGCCUGGUGGGCCAGGUUAUCCUAAUGCUGGAUCUAAUACGGGUAGACCCAGGUAGAUAUGGCGUGGACGCGCGUAAUUUAAAAAUGAUAAAUUGUUGAAGAGUGUUGGAGUCAUGAUUCAUGUUAAUUAUUCUAUUAGUGAUUGGCAAGCAGAUACACUAUGAAGCCGAAAGUGGGUUAGUAGUGUAUUUGCAAAUGUUGUUGUUGUACAUUAUAAAUAAAUACUGCUUUCUUUGCUUUUUGUAUUA
Molecule: messenger RNA, 1059 nt
Organism: Lathyrus oleraceus (garden pea)
Lineage: Eukaryota; Viridiplantae; Streptophyta; Magnoliopsida; Fabales; Fabaceae
Product: nuclear transcription factor Y subunit B-3
Exons: 1
Coding region: 328-867 (179 amino acids)
Biological process (GO): regulation of transcription by RNA polymerase II
Cellular component (GO): nucleus; CCAAT-binding factor complex
Molecular function (GO): RNA polymerase II cis-regulatory region sequence-specific DNA binding; DNA-binding transcription activator activity, RNA polymerase II-specific; protein heterodimerization activity
Source: RefSeq, a predicted model, not a curated record